AUGUCCAACAAUUUUGUUUUCAUUACCAAGGAGAAAUUUAAUGAAUUAUUGACCAAUUACUUGUCAGAUAAACAAUAUAACAAAUCAAUCAUUUCAAGAGAAGUUGCCAGCAAGCUGUUGGACUUUUUUACCAAUACAGGAAACAAUGAAGUUGAUGCGCAAUUUAAAUUUUGGGCAAAAAGGCGGUUUAAGACUAUGACUAUCGGUGAUACCGUAAAGGUUAUCCAUAAAAAACGUAAAACGCCCAUAUGUGCCGAGCAUGAGUUAUAUGACGUAAUUGGAAAUUAUCAUCUUGAACUUCAACACGCGGGAUACAGAAAGACUUACGCAGCGAUAUCUCAACAUUACAGCUAUGUUCCGAGAGAGCUUGUACGUUUGUUUAUUGAAGUACAAGCGGAAGAAAGAAAUGAUGAAAAUAAUCAAGUUGAUAUACCAGACAGCGUUGACAUCGAAAAUUAUGACGAAGAAGUACAAGCGGAAGAAAGAAAUGAUGAAAAUAAUCAAGUUGAGAGCGAUAACAGUAUUCAACUGUACGACGAAGAUGGAGAAUCACCACCACCUCUCCCACCACCUAUUUCAUUUUCAUCGCGCCCAUCCCCUCAAUUAAAUAUCGACGAUGAACCGCAGCCCGAAUUUAAUAUCGAUGAUGAAUCACAACCCGGUUUAAGCAACAAUGAGCCCUAUUAUUCUUCGGACGAUAAUGAAAUUUACAUAUCUCAAUGUGAAACUGGUUAUUAUAUUAAAGACAAUAUGAUGUAUAAGCCAUUUAAAAUUCUCCCUCCCUCGCCAAAUAGGCAUUCAUACGUAUUUCCACUAAACGCUUGGUUGAUGCACAAAAUAGCCACCAUGUCGUUUACUCUAAAUGACAAGGAAUUUAUUUUAAAAUGCCUUGACGACUUAAGAAAUUGGAAUAAUCAUACAUCGGAGGAUGAUCAUAUAAUAGAAGAAGAUCAACUGUCUGAGAUAUUCGAAGAAUGGCCAGAUAGAAUUAAAAGAUGGGAGGAACUGAAUCAAGGCGAUGAUAAUAGUAGAGUAGAUGAGUCAGGCUCUGUGGAAGAGUUAUCUAAUGUGGAUAAUAGUAGAGUAGAUGAGUCAGGCUCUGUGGAAGAGUUAUCUAAUGUGGAUGCUACUAGUGAGACUGAGUUUUUUAUGAGGGGAAGCACCAGUAGACAAGAUGUCAUACGCAGAAUUGCGAGAGAACAAAUUGACAGAAAU
This is a messenger RNA of Paraglomus occultum, 1215 nucleotides long. The record is from the annotation of a GenBank genome assembly. NCBI's taxonomy places the organism in Eukaryota, Fungi, Glomeromycota, Glomeromycetes, Paraglomerales, Paraglomeraceae.